GCAACCUAAUAUUGCUGCCCUAACGUACAGCGUUGCGAAGAACCGGGUUACGUGGAUUCUAUUUAUGCUAUCACAGCUGCGGGCUGGAGGCGGAAAGUCAAACCAAAAGUCUGGGACCUCCCAGGAACCAGAAACACUCCCGGUUCGGAUAUGUACUGUGCGCUGCUUCUUCGGUCGAGCCGAGGGCUGGAUCGCCAAUGGGAGAUGCUCCGUGAUAUAAACAUCAAUAUACAGAACUCCCACUCAGUGCUCACGCCAAGCUCAACGAUGGGAAGUUGUCACGCUCGAGAAACCGGGGUAGUCCGGGAGAAGGGCUGAGCAUAAAUGCCACACAGUAUCCUCGAGUGAUGGAAUACCCCCAGUGGACGUCAUCGCUCACACACCCACUUCUUCUAACAGAGCGAGCAAUAGCUGUAUUCAGCAACCGGUCUCAAGAUGCUGUCUCAAACGCUACUCCUCCUCAGCCUCGCGAGCGCCGCCCUCGGCCAGGGGGGUAUCACCCUGACGCCAACGACCGUCCGCACGGGGCGGCCAGGGCUCCCCACGUCGACCGUGACCGUGACAGACACCAAGACCGAAACAGCCACGGUGUCGGUGACCAAGACGGAGAGCUACAUCCGCGAGAAGACGGUCACGGCCACGUCCACCAUCAUCAGCACCAGCAUCCUCACCUCGACCGCGACCAAGACCAAGACCGACACAAAGACCAUCACCUCGGCCACAACGACAACGGCAACGGCAACCGUGACGACCACCAAGCCCUGCACCACCGUCAGCUGCCCGACCCUGACCAAGACGGCGACGGCGUGCGGCUCCUGCUUCGUGCCGCAGUGCACUACGACCAGCGUGGUGACGCGGCCGUGCGGCUGUAACGGGGCCCUGCCCACUGCCACGGUCUCAUUCCCGUGCAGCGACCCGGACUCGUGCAACAAGAUCGGCUGCACGACCGUGUAUGAUGUCAAGACCGCUGCUGCUGGUGGUUGUUAAUAAGUUGGCCGAGUUCAGGGUAGG
Molecule: messenger RNA, 1011 nt
Organism: Chaetomium strumarium
Lineage: Eukaryota; Fungi; Ascomycota; Sordariomycetes; Sordariales; Chaetomiaceae
Exons: 2
Coding region: 436-987 (183 amino acids)
Source: RefSeq, a predicted model, not a curated record